Messenger RNA from Drosophila kikkawai, 1144 nucleotides. Its product is annotated as glyoxalase domain-containing protein 4. The record is from RefSeq and is a predicted model, not a curated record. Lineage: Eukaryota; Metazoa; Arthropoda; Insecta; Diptera; Drosophilidae.
GCCAACUCUAGCCAUCACCGUUCCCUUACAAAGCACGGCCGCAGUCCGAUCGGAAAACAUUUCACCCAGUUCCCCGGAGUAGCUUUUAAACGGACCUAGCCAUGUCAGCGAUUCCAGGACGUGCUCUCCACUAUGUCUUCAAGAUCGGCGAUCGGGCUAAAAACGCCUUUUUCUUCCGUCAAAUCCUUGGAAUGAAGGUACUGCGGCAUGAGGAGUUCAAAGAAGGUUGUGACGCCGAAUGCAAUGGGCCCUACGACAACCGGUGGAGCAAAACAAUGGUGGGUUAUGGACCCGAGGAUUCGCAUUUCGUCAUCGAGCUUACCUAUAAUUAUGGAGUUAGCAGCUAUAAAAUGGGCAACGAUUUUGGUGGCGUAACCAUUCAUUCCACGGAAAUUCUCUCGCAGGCCGCCAAGCACUCGUAUCCUGUACAGAAGGUGGCUGGCAAAGGCAGUCUGCUCACCUCACCGGAUGGCUACAAGUUCUACGUAAUUGAGCAGCCAGCGGCCAGCUCCGAUCCCGUCCAGUCGGUGGAGCUGAAUGUCAGCAAUCUGCAAACCUCCCGAAAGUACUGGCACGAGCUGCUUCAAAUGCAAUUGCUUGAUGAGAACAAACAGAGUUUGCGCCUAAGUUACGGAGGAACGCAGGCUACGUUACAGAUCACAGAGAUCAAGGAGCCACUGGACAGGGCCAAAGCUUAUGGAAGGAUCGCCUUUGCCAUUCCAUCGGCCAAGCAGCCACCGCUUCAUGAGGCGGUAAAGGCAGCCAAUGGCACCAUAUUGAAGCCUUUGAUCACCCUGGAUACGCCGGGUAAGGCCACAGUUUCGGUGCUAAUACUCGCCGAUCCGGAUGGCCAUGAGAUCUGUUUCGUUGACGAGGAGGGAUUCGGGGAGCUGUCCCAGGUGGAGCCCGAUGGUGAUGCGAGACUGGAUAAAUAUAUCGCUAAAGAUCCCUUCCAGCCGAAGUGAUGCCUGUGAUCGAUUGUGAAUUUAAUGAUUUAAUAUGUUUUUUUUUUAUGUAUGUACAUACCGUUUUCGUAUUUGAAAUUGUAUUGCAGUUGUUAAGUUCGGUUGCCGGGUGACUUGUAAAGAUAUUAUACACAUAAAAUGUACUUAAAUUUUGUUUACAUAAACUGUCGAUAAACUUA